AUGGGUUGUGGCGCUUCCAUACAUCGGUCUUCGGGUUUCGACCCCUCGUUUCACGGCGGUCCGUGGGAACGCUUUGUGGACCAGAAGCUCUGCUCUUUUCCCGCGAACACCGGUCCGGACAAGCAGGUGGAAACGUUCCACUUUCGCCGCGUGCCGCAGGGUUACGCGACGUGUGGUUCGCGCUCGGGGCGGAACGAUUAUUCCUUUCACAAAGAAACAAACGCGCUGGUGCACCGGAGGGACCCGAAUGUGGUGUGCACCGUGGGUGCUUCCAUUAAUAUAGGAGGCUUUGGCGAUUUCCACUGGAGCCACGGGUACGCGAGCCGGGCCGUAGCAGAUUUUUCCGCGAAAGGGAGCCAUCUGAUGGGCCGCCCUGGCGGCACGUGGAGUGAGCACCUAAACAUCGACAUGUGCUUUCAGGGGGACGUGGAAAUGGUGAAAGACUGGACCAAGACGCACACCAUCGACGAUCUCCGGAAAAUUGUCGAACAAAAGGGCUACUCCGCCUUCACGGUGAGCAACGGACAGCCGGCAGCCUUCUCUCACGCCGCGCUGAAGAAGUUUCCUUUCCAGCUGACGCCGGAGCACUGCAAGCCCACCACUUACGGGUGCGCGCUGCACAUUUACACGCCCCCAAUGGAAGAUCAGGAGAACGGGGGUUUCUUGACGAAAGAAGGCGCAAAAUCAACAUCUCCGCCGGUGACCGAGUUUCCGGAAUCGCCGCUGAUCUUGGUGUCCCCGGCAGUUUACGCGAACAAGCGGAUCGUGGGGAAGCAGGCGUCCCCGCAGCGGUUCCAGAAGUGGCGGUACGUGAAUUUGGAAAUCGGGGACGCGCACCAGCCGGCCGUGCGGGUCCGCUUCGACGGCACUUUUCUCGAGCAACCGAAUCUGCAGGGAAAAGAGGGUCCGUUUGUCUUCGACGUCACGUUUUGGAAGUACCACGUGAACAACACGGUUGCAUUGGUGCAGGAGGAGAGCGCGAAUGUCGCCGAGUCCACCAGGAAACGGCACGGUGGCCGAGAUUUCCAGGUCAACGCCGACGGGACGGUAUCGCCCAAGCUGGCGCCCCAUCUGGUGCUAGGCGCGGUCGCUGGCCAGGUGAGGUUGGUGGAGAAGGGAGACGCUAUGCAGUGCGUUUUUGAGGGACUAAGUUCCGUGGACUCGUUCGGUGCUCAAGGGCAGCUGGACCCUGCUGCUAUGCCGUUCCACAUGGUUGAGUGA
Messenger RNA from Amoebophrya sp. A120, 1221 nucleotides. Lineage: Eukaryota; Dinophyceae; Syndiniales; Amoebophryaceae. The record is from the annotation of a GenBank genome assembly.